GUUGCAUAAUUUCCUCAUUUUUAUAAUAGGCGGAGAUGAUCAUGGUCUGGCAGAAAGUAAAGUGAGGCCCUAGGCUGUUCCGGAAGAGAGAAAGAUUCGCCCAGUUUGAAUAUCUCUCGUCUCUCUGCCUGCCAAGCUCUCUUUCACUUUGUUAGUAGUUUUACUUCAUCAGUGCUCUUGUAAGGCCUUCGACCAUGACGGAGAUGGACGAUUCAGACAGGAGGUUUCAUGCCCUUAUGGACAGGAUAUUUAACACUCCCAAGAAGGUUCAGAAAGAUUCCCCUUCCAGGUCUUCGGAUUUACUAGCACCGACGGUUGAAAACCCUGCAAAUCCGUCAUCUUCAUCGGCAUUAGUGGAAUCAAAUGCAGGCGGCAAUGUAAGGGCAGCGCCGUCGUAUCAGGGUCCAGAGUGUAGGCCAUGGGACCGUGGUGAUCUUACGAGGAGAUUAACCACAUUCAAAUCCAUGACUUGGUUCGCUAAACCCGAGGUAGUUAGUGCUUUAAAUUGUGCCAGAAGAGGUUGGAUCAAUGUUGAUAUGGAUACCAUAGCUUGUGAAACAUGUGGGGCUCGUUUCCUUCUCUCUACACCUUCAGCUUGGAAUCAGCAGCAAGUUGAGAAGACAGCUGCAGUAUUUAGCUUAAAACUGGACAAAGGGCACAAAUUACAUUGUCCUUGGAUUGAUAAUGUCUGUGCUGAGAAGUUGGUUCAAUUUCCACCAACAACACCUCCGAUUUUAGUUGAUAAAUUCAAAGAACGUUGCUGUGCUCUCUUGCAACUCUCUGCUCUUCCCAUGAUUUCAUCUUCAGCUUUUGAGUACAUGAGAAGUCCUCAACUUGAGCAAAUUAUUGAAAAAUAUUUAGUGCUGGAGUAUGAGAAUGGGUGUGCAGACAUUUCAAGAGUAGAAUACCUCAGAGAUGAACAUGAUGUGGAUUCUGUGAAGAAAUAUUAUCAGGCACAGAAGCUUAUAAGUUUAUGUGGCUGGGAACCACGCCUACUGCCUUACACAGUUGACACUGGGCAUAGAUCAAGUCAAUCUCUUUCGGAGGAAAAUACUCCACAGUCACCUAAUUCAGCUGCUAAUGAUCUGAAUACUGAAAUCAAUGUGCUAUCUACUAGAAUUAAUGAGCCUAUAGAGGCAAAUGAGAAUUCCAACAGUCCUUAUAUGCCACGUUCUGAUCCAAAUUCUGUCGUUCUAGAUUGCAGGCUCUGUGGAGCUAGUGUAGGAUUAUGGGCUUUUUCUACCGUACCAAGGCCUAUGCCUAUGGAACUGAUCCAGCUAGUAGGAUAUGGAGAAAUAAACAGUGGAAACCAUUCUGAAACCAAUGAUUCUCGCACCAAAACUAAUUCCAUAAACAGGGGAGAGAUUAUACUUGCUGAUUCAGAUAGUGCAACAUUGACUAAAGAGAGACAUCAAAGUUUAAAUCUGACUAUUGCAGGGGGUCCUCCACCAACAAAACAGAACUUUAAAGCGACAGUUUCUUUGCCUGUUAUUGGUCGGAAUCUAAGGGCUCGAUUUUUUCAUGAUUCCAAAUUUGGGGAUUGUGUAGUUUCUGAUCAAGUAAAAGAUCAUGUCAGUGAAAACGGUGAUGACCAAAAUGCAUCAGGUACCACAGGUAACGGUAGGGAUGGUGAAGGCGACUUGUGUAUUCCUGUAAACAACGAUCUUGUUUCUCAUGAUACUGGGAGCGAUCUAAUAAAACAAGUGUCAUCAGAUAAUAAAAUGGAGUUUGAUCCCAUCAGGCAGCACAGACAUUUUUGCCCCUGGAUUGCAUCAACAGGCAAGGGGACACCUGGAUGGCAACAGACAAUAUCUGCUUUACAGCGUCAGCAAGGGAGUUCACCACCUACAUCUGAGAGAUCUCCAUCGUCAUCUAUUUUUAAGGUAGACGAUCCCCUUGCGUCUAUUAGAAAUCUUUUUAUGUCUCCAUCUGCCAAGAAAAGGAAUUCACUGGGUUCAAAAAUUUAUCUCUAUUUGCUGUCAAACUACUGCUUGAACAUGGUGAAACUUCCACUGGAAAUGGCACACAUUACCUGCUAGACUUCUAAAUGCAAGAGCUUGGUAUCGAGAGGUUGUUUAAAGCAAGAUAAGUGGAUUAUUGUACUAGUGUUGCUCUUCGAACAAAACUGAAAUAAACAAAAAAAGAUGCAAAUAGCAUUGUGUACUACUCCAGCAAGCCACAAUUUUUCACCACCACCUUCGAGUACGGACGAUUGAAACCUCUUUCUGCAACAACGGCUCUCUUGUCACCUAUUAGCUUGGCCACCCUUCACAAACGGACAAACUUUUUGUCAGUGUAUUUAUUCAGAGGCUAAAAAGUUAGUACCCGAAGGAGUGUGAAAAUUUGUGUUCUCAUGGUUUGUAAGAAAAUGAUCUCUGACUGUAUAAUACCUAUUUUUUCCUCCAUAUUAAUAUCACACAAUUUUGACUGCUUUAGUUAA
This is a messenger RNA of Humulus lupulus (European hop), 2440 nucleotides long. RefSeq lists its product as uncharacterized. The record is from RefSeq and is a predicted model, not a curated record. NCBI's taxonomy places the organism in Eukaryota, Viridiplantae, Streptophyta, Magnoliopsida, Rosales, Cannabaceae. Gene Ontology annotation, molecular function: zinc ion binding. Bases 195 to 2039 code for a protein of 614 amino acids. Gene Ontology annotation, cellular component: nucleus. The transcript has 8 exons.